Molecule: messenger RNA, 2193 nt
Organism: Brachypodium distachyon (stiff brome)
Lineage: Eukaryota; Viridiplantae; Streptophyta; Magnoliopsida; Poales; Poaceae
Product: UDP-glycosyltransferase 88B1
Exons: 1
Coding region: 264-1697 (477 amino acids)
Molecular function (GO): UDP-glycosyltransferase activity
Source: RefSeq, a predicted model, not a curated record
CACACAGAUGUGCUUUAGUUGUGUUGUCAUUUCGCCGGACACGAAGGCAAUUUUAGAUGUAGCUCGUGUGUGGUAUGCAACAAUAAAUCAAAUUUCCGAGAGUGGGUCAACAGGUCUGGGCGCUUUGCAGUCUGUCCUUAAGAUAAGGCUCACCGCAUCACAAACUUCAUCGCUGAAUUGAUCCCAAGCCGGUAUUGGCAGCGGGCCGGAGAGAGAGCAUACAUAAUCUAGAGUAUUCCUAGCUAGUUCACGAAUCACCACCGAUGGCAACCCCGACCGUCGUGUUGCUGCCCGUCUGGGGCGCUGGCCACCUCAUGUCCAUGCUGGACGCAGGCAAGCGGUUGCUCGCCCGCAGCCGCGGCGCUCUCUCGCUCACGGUGCUCGUCAUGCAGGCACCGGCGGAGAACUACAGGUCCGAGGUCGCCGGCCACAUUCGUCGGGAGGAAGCUUCCGGGCUGGACAUUCGCUUCCAUCACCUCCCCACCGUUGAGCUCCCAACGGACUACGUGGGCAUCGAGGAAUUUAUCUCCCGUUUCGUGCAGCUCCACGCGCCGCACGUGAAGGCGGCCAUCUCCGGCCUGGCGUGCCCCGUGGCAGCACUUGUCGUCGACUUCUUCGCCACGACGCUGUUCGACGUCUCCCGCGAGCUCGCCGUGCCGGCAUACGUGUACUUCACCGCCAGCGCCGCCGCGUACGCGCUCUUCCUGCGCCUGCCGGCGCUCCAGGAGGAGGUAACGUGCGAGUUCGAGGAGUUGGACGGCAUGGUGGACGUUCCCGGGUUGCCGCCGGUGCCGCCGUCGUCCCUCCCGUCGCCGUUGAUGGACAAGAAGAACCCCAACUACACAUGGUUCGUGUACCACGGCAGGCGUUUCAUGGAAGCCAACGGCGUCAUGAUUAACACGGCGGCCGCGCUCGAGCAGAGCGUUCUUGCUGCCAUCGCCGACGGCCGGUGCACGCCCGGAAUCCCUGCCCCGACGGUCUAUCCAGUCGGCCCUGUGAUCUCCUUCAAUCCGCCAGCGGAGCAGGGCGGCCAUGAGUGCCUCCGGUGGCUCGACACGCAGCCUCCGGCCUCCGUGGUGCUCCUCUGUUUCGGCAGCGGAGGCUUCUCCACCGCGCCGCAGGCGCACGAGAUCGCGCACGGGCUGGAGCGCAGCGGGCACCGGUUCCUCUGGGUUCUGCGUGGCCCGCCGGCAGCCGGCGCGCAGCAACCCGCGGACGCGAAUCUAGAGGAGCUGCUCCCGGAGGGGUUCCUGGAGAGGACCAAGGGGAAGGGCCUCGUGUGGCCGACAAAGGCGCCCCAGAAGGAGAUCCUCGCGCACGCCGCCGUGGGGGGUUUCGUGACGCACGGCGGGUGGAACUCGGUCCUGGAGAGCCUGUGGUUCGGCGUGCCCAUGGUGCCGUGGCCGCUCUACGCCGAGCAGCACUUCAACGCGUUCACGCUGGUCGCCUACAUGGGCGUGGCCGUGGCCAUGGAGGUGGACAGGAAGAGGAAAAACUUCGUGCGCGCGUCAGACCUGGAACGAGCCGUGGUGGCGCUCAUGGGCGACUCCGACGAGGGAAGGAAGGCGAGAGAGAAAGCCACGGAGAUGAAAGCUGCCUGUAGGAGUGCCGUCGAGGAAGGAGGUUCGUCGUAUUCUGCACUGGGGAGCCUCGCGGAAGAGAUGAUUAAAGGCGUGAACCAGAGAUCGCCGCACUGAAAUGGUGUUCUGCAUAAGGGUGCGUAGAAAAUCAACUUGGAGGGAGCUGGACCGAGUGUUUAUUUUCCUGAUUGCUAAUAAUUGCUGCUGCUGGCACAUCGUGAGCAACCGUCCGGCGUCUGCUGCACCGAUCGUGCGGACACGUGCCUGGUGAGCCCCGCGCUAAUCAGGCUUUUUCGGUCAAGACAUGUAAUCCUCGUGGGCUCAUUUGAGUUGGUUGAGAAAUAAUAAUUCCUUUUUUUGCGAAAGGGAAAAAUAAUUAUUUCAGGGUCAAUGAUGUGAACUGUUGAUUCGGAUGCGGAGAUUCGGGAGCUUUCAGGUUUCUUUGUGCUUGUAUUAUUUGGGAAUUUCAGCUUUGUUGGAGGUAGCAUAUCAUUUUUGUGCAACUCAGCUUAUAAAAAUGCGCAGCUUUAUCAGUUUUAUUCCUAAAAUUGUAAUAGUGGUAAUGGCUAUUGUAUCAGUGAGUAUGAUUUAUGGUUCAAACGUUGCUAAGUUA